GUCACAAGGAGCUCCUCUUCUCUCCAGACUAGUCAGACAAAAAAGAUUUCUGCUUGCCUCAAAAUAUCCAGAAACAAACAAGAGAUGGAUGAAGAAGCUGAAAGUGCUGAGCAGAUGCAAGUUAGUGGACUUAAGGAGAUCAAAGAAAGACCAAAAUGGGACAAUAAAGUUCAAUAUUUGCUAACCUGCAUAGGUUUUGCUGUGGGACUUGGUAAUGUGUGGAGAUUUCCGUAUUUGUGUCAAGUCUACGGUGGAGGAGCGUUUCUGAUUCCUUAUGUCAUCGCCUUGGUGUUUGAGGGACUUCCUCUGCUCCACAUGGAGUUGGCUAUUGGACAACGGCUCCGCAUGGGAAGUGUUGGUGUGUGGAAUUCAAUCUCGCCAUAUAUGGGAGGUUUAGGUGUGGCUUCAAUGGCAGUAUCCUUCCUAGUUGGUCUGUUCUAUAACAUGAUCUUGGCCUGGAUCCUCUGGUACUUCUUCAACUCCUUUCAAAAUCCACUUCCAUGGAGGGACUGUCCAGUAAAUUUGAAUCAUACUGGCUAUGUAAGUGAAUGUGAAAAGAGCUCACCAGUCAACUAUUUUUGGUAUCGUCAAACACUGAACAUAACAUCAAACAUCGAGAUCAGUGGAUCCGUACAGUGGUGGCUUGUGCUGUGUCUUGCAUCAGCUUGGUGCCUUGUGUACAUCUGCUUCAUACGUGGAAUUGAGACUAUUGGAAAGGCUAUUUAUGUCACAGCCACUUUUCCAUAUCUUGUUUUGACUAUUUUAUGGGUCAGAGCCUUGACCCUGCCUGGGGCUACUGACGGCUUAAUAUAUCUCUUCACACCAAAUUGGGAAACCCUAAAAAAUCCUCAAGUCUGGUUGGAUGCUGCUACUCAGAUUUUUUUCUCUUUGUCUUUGGCCUUUGGGGGACUUAUUGCUUUUUCCAGCUAUAAUACUCAGAAGAACAACUGUGAGAAAGAUGCCCUAAUUGUUGGAUGUGUGAACAGUUUAACGUCGAUAUAUGCAUCAAUUCCUGUUUUUGCCAUUAUUGGAUUUAAAGCAAAUGAAAACUACAAUGUCUGCAGAAACUGGAACAUACUAACAUUAACAAAUGCAUUUAAUGUUGGGGAUGAAAACAUAACUCUUGAAAACUACAAUGACUGGUUGAACUAUCUCAACACAACGGAUCCCUCAGAGGUCAAAAGCCUCAAUCUAAAGACCUGUAACCUACAGACUUUCCUGGACCAGAGUGCAUCUGGAACUGGACUGGCCUUCAUUGUGUUUACUGAGGCGGUGAUAAGAAUGCCAGGUUCUCAGGUGUGGUCGGUGCUCUUCUUUGUCAUGCUCUUCAGUCUGGGCCUGUCGUCCAUGUUUGGAAAUCUAGAGGGGGUCCUUACUCCUCUGCUGGACCUGCACAUGAUUCCGUCCUGGAUGCCUAAGGAAAUUUUCACAGGGUUAAUGUGCCUCACCUCCUUUACUGUGGGCCUUAUCUUUACCUUGGGCUCUGGAAACUACUGGCUGGGGAUUUUCAACAACUACGUGGGAUCCAUGCCACUGCUCAUCAUAGCAUUCUUUGAGAUCAUCAGUGUGGUAUACAUCUACGGAAUAAAGAGGUUUAAUGACGACAUUGAAUGGAUGACAGGUCGGAGACCAAACAUGUACUGGCAGGUCACUUGGCGCUUCAUCAGUCCUCUCAUGCUUCUGGUGGUUUUUGUGGCAUAUGUCAUAGUUGAGGCUGAAAAACGACCAACAUAUAACACUUGGAACCCAGAUUACGUGAACUUCCCCCUCGCUGAUGUUAAGCCCUACCCUGAAUGGGUUUAUGCUAUGUGUGUACUUUUAUCUGUGCUUCCUGUUGUCUCUAUUCCUAGUGUGGCUUUCUACAAUUUUGCAGGCUUCCUAAAGAACUACAUCAUGAACAGACACCAUCCAAACCCAUAUGCAAAUGAACUGUAAAUGAAAAUUUGUAGCAGCUUUAUCUGAUGUAUGGUUAGGACUACUACAUAUGAGAUAUUGUGUCAUU
This is a messenger RNA of Larimichthys crocea (large yellow croaker), 2002 nucleotides long. Its product is annotated as sodium-dependent neutral amino acid transporter B(0)AT3. NCBI's taxonomy places the organism in Eukaryota, Metazoa, Chordata, Actinopteri, Sciaenidae. Bases 85 to 1935 code for a protein of 616 amino acids. Gene Ontology annotation, cellular component: plasma membrane. The transcript is spliced from 12 exons. Gene Ontology annotation, biological process: nitrogen compound transport; amino acid transport; sodium ion transmembrane transport. The record is from RefSeq and is a predicted model, not a curated record.